Pectinophora gossypiella (pink bollworm) is the source of this 1206-nucleotide messenger RNA. RefSeq names its product cuticle protein 1-like (gene CPH4). The record is from RefSeq and is a predicted model, not a curated record. Lineage: Eukaryota; Metazoa; Arthropoda; Insecta; Lepidoptera; Gelechiidae. The transcript is spliced from 3 exons. The coding region runs from base 116 to 562 and encodes 148 amino acids.
CAGUGUUCUGGGCACUUUCAAUGUACCACUGCUGAAUAGACGACCUAUAAAAGACCCAACCGGCCUACGGCAAGCAUUCAGUAGCUAUCGAGCAGUCUGACAACAGAAGUGCAAGAUGAGAUUUCUGAUCGCUUUCUCCGCCCUCCUGGCCUACGCGUCAGCCAGCGCCAUCUUAGCGCCGUACGCGCUGGGCAUCAACGCCGGAGAUGCGCAGGCGGCCGCCAUCAACCACAACGUGGCUGCGCAGGACACCGCGCGAGCCAUCGGCGAGGGACAGCUGCGCGCGGCUGAAGCUGCAGUUCAGUACAACACUGAAGCUGUCAGACAGGCUGCCGAGACCAACCGCGACAUCCACGAGAACGCCUACUGGAACGGAGUAGCUGCCUCCCAGAACGUCGUAGCCGCUGCGCAGUCGCAAGCCGCCGCCCUGAGCGGCAUCGCCGCCGCUCGCGCCGGUCAUUGGGCUGGUGUCGCCCCCGUCGGCGUCGCCCCCCUCGGUGUCGCCCCCUACGGUAUCGCCCCCUAUGGCCUCGGCCUCGGACACGGCCUCGCUCACUGGUAAACCGAUACGGUCGUCGUUUCUUAUAACGCGUAAAAGUUUUGACGAAUCAUUCAUACGUACAUCCUUUAAACAUCAUGUAAGUUGUCGUUACAUGAUCCAGAGGCGUUUGGCGGCUCAAUAACAACCCUGGUGGUUUGAUGAGGUUGGUAAUCCAUCCCACAACCCACUAGGAGAAGAUUCUUAAACAAACAAGACCUUUGUAUCAAAAGUGGCUGCUAAUUGUCUUUAAAAGCGUCAGUUUAUGAAUGUAUGUAUGGAUGAAUAAAAAAGAGCUGUUUCAAAUUAAGAAUUCCUCUUCGUAAUGGCGAUUCAAAAUGGCCGCUGCGACGAAAAAUUCCGAACGCUAUAGAAAAAGCGCGUUAUAACAAACGACGGAUUGGAGCGUCCGAAGUGACGUUUCGCAAACGUCACUUCUGACAGGUGUCGGUUGAACCUGGCAACACUGCGCGUGUUUCCGAACCGAUUCGCAAUCGCCCGUCAGUGUUGCUGGUUAACUGAUAGUGUUGCCAUCUCGAUAAAAUGGAUAGUUGCUUGCUCAAUGAAAAAGUAAAAAGGUCUCAUAACGUAACUCUCUUUGUAAAUAAAUGAAUCUCAUGAACAUCACUGCCAAAGUGGAAAUAAACAAUAUUACAAAAAAAAAACAA